Molecule: messenger RNA, 3109 nt
Organism: Populus trichocarpa (black cottonwood)
Lineage: Eukaryota; Viridiplantae; Streptophyta; Magnoliopsida; Malpighiales; Salicaceae
Product: beta-galactosidase 6
Exons: 19
Coding region: 301-2850 (849 amino acids)
Biological process (GO): carbohydrate metabolic process
Cellular component (GO): vacuole; cell wall
Molecular function (GO): carbohydrate binding; beta-galactosidase activity
Source: RefSeq, a predicted model, not a curated record
UCUUUCUCAUCAAUUUCUCUAUCGUCACAUUGUAUCCUCUUUCGAAAAAACUCUCUUCCUUUCGCAAUCAUCGCUGGACAAAACAAAGCUUUGUAAAUGCCGUUUGGAUAAUCAUGAACGUACAAGAUUCUCCUCCUUAAAAAACGUUCUUUACUUAUUCCUCCUUCUCAAUUCAAACAAAUGAAAGGAAACAAACAAAACCCAGAAUCUAUAUCUUCCUUUCUUUAUAAUGUUCCUCUUUACAUUGCUCGAUCACUUUAAGGAGCAAAAGUGGUUCACUUCUCCUAGUUCCAUAGUUUUAUGACCAGUGGUAUUAUGGGACGCAAGAAUUCUUGUUUAGCAUUGGUUUUGCUUGUUGUUUUAGUUUUUCAAUGUGUUUGGGUUGAAAGAGUGUGGUGUGUUACAGUGACGUAUGAUCACAAAGCUCUGGUGAUUGAUGGAAAGAGAAGGGUUUUGCAGUCUGGUUCUAUUCAUUAUCCUCGAACCACUCCUGAGGUGUGGCCAGAAAUUAUUAGGAAAUCAAAGGAAGGGGGGCUGGAUGUGAUUGAGACUUAUGUGUUUUGGAACUAUCAUGAGCCUGUGAGAGGACAGUACUACUUUGAAGGCCGGUUUGAUUUAGUGCGGUUUGUGAAAACGGUUCAGGAAGCUGGUCUUUUUGUUCAUCUGAGGAUUGGCCCAUAUGCCUGUGCUGAAUGGAAUUAUGGGGGUUUCCCACUUUGGUUACAUUUCAUUCCUGGGGUUCAGUUUCGAACAAGUAAUGAUAUAUUUAAGAAUGCAAUGAAGAGUUUUCUGACAAAAAUUGUCGAUCUAAUGAAGGAUGAUAAUCUUUUUGCAUCACAAGGAGGACCAAUCAUUCUUGCUCAGGUUGAGAAUGAAUAUGGAAAUGUUCAAUGGGCAUAUGGGGUUGGUGGAGAAUUAUAUGUCAAAUGGGCUGCAGAAACUGCUAUUAGUCUAAACACAACUGUACCUUGGGUGAUGUGCGUACAAGAAGAUGCUCCUGAUCCAGUUAUAAACACAUGCAAUGGAUUUUACUGUGACCAGUUUACCCCAAAUUCCCCUUCCAAACCAAAAAUGUGGACUGAGAACUAUAGUGGAUGGUUUCUUGCAUUUGGCUAUGCAGUUCCUUAUCGACCUGUUGAGGACCUAGCAUUUGCUGUUGCACGAUUUUUUGAGUAUGGAGGUUCUUUUCAAAACUAUUAUAUGUAUUUUGGUGGAACCAACUUUGGACGAACUGCGGGAGGUCCUUUGGUUGCAACAAGCUAUGAUUACGAUGCCCCGAUAGAUGAAUAUGGUUUUAUUAGACAGCCAAAGUGGGGCCACUUACGUGAUUUGCACAGUGCAAUAAAGCAGUGUGAAGAAUAUUUGGUCAGCUCAGAUCCAGUUCACCAGCAGCUAGGCAACAAGUUAGAGGCACAUGUCUACUAUAAGCAUUCCAAUGAUUGUGCAGCCUUUCUUGCCAAUUAUGACAGUGGUUCAGAUGCAAAUGUCACAUUUAACGGCAACACGUAUUUUCUUCCUGCAUGGUCUGUGAGCAUACUUGCAGAUUGCAAGAAUGUCAUUUUCAACACGGCUAAGGUUGUUACGCAAAGACAUAUAGGAGAUGCUUUGUUUUCCCGCUCCACCACUGUUGAUGGAAAUUUAGUGGCGGCAUCACCAUGGAGUUGGUAUAAAGAGGAAGUGGGUAUUUGGGGUAACAACUCUUUUACAAAGCCAGGUUUACUGGAGCAGAUUAAUACAACAAAAGAUACCAGUGAUUUUCUAUGGUACUCAACCAGUCUUUAUGUGGAAGCUGGACAAGACAAAGAACACUUAUUGAAUAUUGAGAGUUUGGGGCAUGCAGCACUUGUUUUUGUUAACAAGAGAUUUGUAGCUUUCGGAUAUGGCAAUCAUGACGAUGCAAGCUUCUCACUCACUCGGGAAAUUAGUCUUGAAGAAGGGAAUAACACACUGGAUGUUUUAAGCAUGCUGAUUGGUGUACAGAACUACGGACCAUGGUUUGAUGUUCAAGGAGCUGGAAUUCAUUCUGUUUUUCUUGUUGACUUGCACAAGAGCAAGAAAGAUCUCUCUUCCGGGAAAUGGACCUACCAGGUGGGACUUGAAGGGGAAUACCUUGGACUGGAUAACGUCAGUCUUGCAAAUAGUUCACUGUGGAGUCAGGGGACUUCUCUACCUGUUAAUAAGAGCUUGAUAUGGUACAAGGCUACUAUCCUUGCUCCUGAAGGGAACGGUCCCCUAGCCUUGAAUCUAGCAAGCAUGGGGAAGGGCCAGGCAUGGAUUAACGGGCAAAGCAUAGGACGAUAUUGGUCCGCCUAUCUAUCACCAUCAGCCGGUUGCACCGACAAUUGUGAUUACAGAGGUGCUUACAAUUCAUUUAAAUGCCAAAAGAAAUGUGGUCAACCUGCUCAAACACUGUAUCAUAUUCCACGCACUUGGGUUCAUCCUGGUGAGAACCUACUGGUCCUACAUGAAGAACUUGGAGGUGACCCUUCACAGAUUUCUCUGCUCACACGAACUGGCCAAGAUAUAUGCUCUAUUGUAUCAGAAGAUGAUCCUCCACCAGCUGAUUCCUGGAAACCAAACUUAGAGUUCAUGUCUCAAAGUCCAGAAGUUCGGCUGACCUGUGAACAUGGAUGGCACAUUGCUGGUAUCAACUUUGCUAGCUUUGGAACUCCUGAAGGAAAAUGCGGAACGUUCACUCCAGGGAAUUGUCAUGCUGACAUGUUAACAAUUGUGAAGAAGGCUUGCAUUGGCCAUGAAAGAUGUUCAAUUCCUAUAUCAGCAGCUAAACUUGGUGACCCCUGUCCUGGAGUUGUAAAACGCUUCGUGGUUGAAGCUCUAUGCAGUGAAUGAUUCCAAUGCUGCUCCGACGGAGGCGAUUACUAUAAUGGCUUCCCAAUAACAACUCUGGCUCUCCAGACUUGUCUUUCAAAUCUGUGAUUUUGAUUGUCCUGCAUAUUUCAGAAAUAAGCAUUUCAAGCAGCCAGUCAGUUUCUUCACUAUCUUGUAUUUGUUAAAAACUCAAACAAGCAAUAUAAGUUCACAUAUGUGCCGCCAUGUAAACACUAUACAACUUCAAGGUACCAAAUACUCAGUUCAUUGCUUAUCUUUA